AAAGGCUUACUCGUUUCCUCAUUCAAUUGUACAUUUCUUUUAAUGAUUCUAAUGGAUUAUGAAAAGUUAUGUUUCUUUUCAUUUUUCAUCAUUACUAUUAUUUCAAAUGGGACGCAUUUAUUUGAAUUGGUAAUGUGAUGAUGAUACGGUUUGGUUAGGUAAAGAUGAUAGUAUUUUGCGGUUUUCCUCCUUGAGAAAGAGAGAAAGGAGGAAAAGUAAGAGGCCAGAAAAAAAAGAGUAAAAAAAGGAUGCGGAGCAACAAAUGAUGCUUAUUAAAGUGUGUAUGUGAUGGAAACAACAAAAGGCCAAAAUCAAAAAAAUGUAUUAAAAAGGUAAAGAAGUUAAAAUGAUAAAGCAAAUAGAUUAACCAUUUCUUAAAAUAAGAGAGAGAGAGAGAGAGAGUAAGUAUCCCAAUAGAUGUGAGCUGAGGAUGAAGAGGAUAAAGAGGGAAUCUAAAUGAUGAUGAUUGAUAAUCACACAAAAAGAGAGGGAAGAAAGGAAGAGAGACUGGAAAAGAUGGAGACAUCUGUUAAGCUCAAUUCACUUGCAAUGUAAGUCACCAGAUGACGCUGUUCGAGUUAGAGUAAGGAGGAGGAGGGAAAGUUGAAGGAAACCAGAAAAAAGUGGAAAAGGACUUCGAGCAACAAUUCAUGUUUUAUUAUAGUGUGUAUUAGUGUGAUGCAAACAACAAAAGCAAAUGGAAUCAAAUCACGGAUCACAUCAUGAAGGUUUUUCACCUUACCUAGCCACAAAUGAAUGUCGGAUUAUUGAAUAUCGUGGAGCUCGAUUAGCCGCUUUCUUGUCCGCUAAUCGAACUCCUUGUGAGUAUUUACUCUGUUUACCUCAAGCAUUUGAACUGUUUCUCAAACAUUUAGUCGGCGGACUUCACACUGUUUACACCAAAUUAAAGCGAUUGGAUAUUGUCCCAAUUGUGUGUAAUGUUGAACAAGUUCGCAUUUUAAGAGGACUUGGUGCUAUUCAACCCGGUGUUAAUCGUUGUAAACUGUUAUCAACCAAAGAUUUUGAUGUACUUUUCAAGGAUUGUACUACAGCAAGUCGACCUGGUCGUCCACCAAAACGAAGUCCAGUAAAUGGAAUGGUUAGUCCCAUUCCAACAGCAACCACUCCCAGUCAACAGGGCAAUUCAGUGCCUUACCUGGGAUUCCCACCAACAGGUAAAAAGCCUCGAUAUGCUGAUGACGCUGACUAUGGAACUGAAUCUUUAGAAAUCAAACAAAUUCCAGGAAAUAAUUUAAAUGGAAACAAAUCAGCUUCAGCAGCAGCAGCAAUGUUAGCUGCAAAUGGAUAUACAGCUUUUCCCUUCCUUCAACAUUUUGGUGGCUCAGCAUCAACACCAACCAGUCAACAACAACAGCAACUAGUUGCAGCAGCAGCAGCUCUUGGUUUACCAGGUUUACCCACUUCCAGAUUCUCAUCUUCAAGUCCACCGCCUGGUCUAACGGGUUUAUCCCAUGAAACCAACUCAAAUAAUCGAGACUCAAAUUCAAACGGCGAUCUCAAUGGACCAGCAAAUGAGCUGAAUCCAAUUGCAGCUUAUUUAUGGCAAUUAUCUCAACAACAGCAACACCAACAGCAACAACAAAACUCAUCUCAAAACAAUUUAUCCUCACACAACGGCAACAACGGUAACUCUUCAACAAAUGGUUCAGCACUCAAUUUAAGUGUACGAAGCAAUGGUGCCAAUGGUGGCACUGUAGUUGUCAGUCCAGUCAACAACAACACUGAAAAUAACGCCAAUAACAACGGAACCAGUAACAAUAAUAAUCGUUCUAGUUACAAUGGUAAAUCAGAUUCACGAAGUUCAUCUCAUGGGUUACUGACGAUCAGCACUGUCAACAGCAACAACAUCAAUAAUCACAAUUCAUCUAAUAGGGAAAACAAUAGGGAUAACAAUACUUUAAGCAUCAGCAUCAAUAAUGCCAACUUGAAUAAUGGUUCAAAUAGGAGUUCACAUAAUAAUAGUAGCCACUUAAAUGCAAAUAACAUCUCAUUAACUGAUGAUCUUGAUGAAUCAACUGACGAUGAAGAUGAUGAAGAUGAUAUAGCCUCAAAUAAUAGCAGUAAUCAUAGUGAUAAUCCAGUGAGUAGCACAGGUUUUUAUGGUUUAUCAUCCGCAAUCCGUGUUUUACCAGAAGGAACAAUAACAACACCAAAUCAUACAUCAUCUGGUUCACCUAUUCCAAUAGCAUCAAGUCAUUCUUCUGGUCCAUUGGGAAUUUUAGGUGGUUCAACACCAAUACCAACAUCAACCCUAUCAACCUCAUCUUCCCACCAUCAUUAUCAUUCCCGAUCUUCAUUACCACAACCUGAACAUUGUUUGGAAACACUUCUACGUAAUAUUGAAGGGCUUUUAGCAAUAGCAGCACACAAUGCAAGGCAGCAACAAAGUCAAUUGAAUCAACAAAAAGCCGAAUUAAAAGCUGAACUUGGAGCUCAAGUGGAUAGAGAGCGUGAAUUAAAAGAGCAACUUGAAAGGCAAUUAAAUGAAGAGCAAAAAAUCAGAUUAUUAUAUCAAAAGCGAUUCAAAAAGGAACGUCGAUUUCGCCGUAAAAUUGAACAUGAUUUAGAGCAGUUACAGCAGAAAUCGAAGAGCGAUUCAUCGACAAACUCAUCUCAACUAUCGCCCACAUCACACUCACCACCUUCACAUCACAAUCAGCACCUUCACCACCAGCAAUCUCAACAAAACCAAUCAUCAAACCGUUCAUCGUCACCUUCAGAUCAACAGCAAUCUCAACGAGAAGAUUCUGUCAAGCAACAAUUAAAUUCAAUUAAAUCAUCAUCUCCACCCAAUUCACCUCCAGCAAGCAACGGAUCCCAUGCAAGUCAUGAGAAAGGUCACGAAUCAUCGGGUGAACUUUCAGGAGAAUAGUCAAUCACCAAAAUCAAUGUUAUCAUCAAUGACUUCACAAAAGACAGUUAAAUGUGUACAAUGUGUGUCAGUUUCAAAUCUCUCUUUUUUUCUCGCUUCUCUCAGGUGAUUCAAGUUUCCUUACAUUGUAAAUAGCUCACCUUCAUUAUCAUCAUUAUCAUCAUCAUCAGCUUAAUCCACAGCCAAGAUGAAAAGGAUAAAGUGACAAACGUUUUAAGUGUUAUAAUAAGCAUCAAUAUUUCAUUGAGGAAUCAACAACAAAUGGAGAAACUUGAAGUGUUCACUUUGAGUUGAUCACUUUUUUAUUAAACAAAAACGCAAAACCAUCAACAAUUAACCAACUAAACAUUACAAUUAUGAUUACUACAUUAAUUAUUAUCUUUAUUAUCACUUAUUUUAAAUCUUUUACUUUACCCUUUUGCUUUUGCUUACCAAAUUAGUAGUUACAGUCCAUUAACAAGUCAACAUGAAAAGUAAAAAAAAUCAGAUUUAAAUAUUAGAAAAGGUUUUCUUAUUCAAACCUUGAUGCAAAUAUAAAUGUAUGCAGAACGGACUUUUGAACCUUUGAUCGUAAAGUCGACUGAUUAUCAAACCUUUGAUAAAAUGAAUGAUCGAAUCAAAAUUUCAUCAAAGUCUGCCUGUAUAUUGAAAAUUAUAAAACAAUAUGAAUAUUGAUGAUAAUAAAAAUGGUAAUAAUACUGAUAAUAGUUACGCUUAAAAAAUGAGAAAAACUGGAAAAAAAUGUUUCCAUUUAGAUUUUUCUUGCUUUUCAUUUAUUUCCUCUCCAUUUUACCUCAUUUAAUUUAUCAACUAAUUGUCAUCAUCACCAUUGCGAUAAAUGAAAAGCAAAAGGAAGAUUCUUUGUAUCAAUUUCGUUCUGUUUUAUCAUUUACUUUUCUCUUCCCUCCAAAUUCCCAAACUUUGUAUUCGCCUCAGCAUCUUCUCACAACUCAUCACCAUAGUCAACAUGAUCCAACCAUCAACUGAACAAGUCAUCUUCAGCGGUCAUCUUUAAAGGACAUCUUUGGGUUGAUGCAAUUAUUGUUAUUACAUGCUGAUGAUUAUGGUGAUGAAGGUGAGAAGAUAAUCUUUCCCUUCAUUUGUUUCUUAAACAAAAAGCCAAGCAAGUGAUAUAACAAUAAUGAUACAAAAUAUGUAAUUGUAAAUCAGAUAACAAAAUCUUUUAGCACAGCAAAGACAAAAACAACAAAAUUGCGCCAAAAUUUUGACAAAACUAAAAAUGUUGUGUUUCAAAUAUAAUCUCAAUCUACUAAAAUGA
This is a messenger RNA of Tetranychus urticae (two-spotted spider mite), 4172 nucleotides long. RefSeq names its product dachshund family transcription factor (gene dac). Gene Ontology annotation, biological process: regulation of transcription by RNA polymerase II. Lineage: Eukaryota; Metazoa; Arthropoda; Arachnida; Trombidiformes; Tetranychidae. The record is from RefSeq and is a predicted model, not a curated record. Gene Ontology annotation, molecular function: RNA polymerase II cis-regulatory region sequence-specific DNA binding; DNA-binding transcription factor activity, RNA polymerase II-specific. Gene Ontology annotation, cellular component: nucleus; transcription regulator complex.